AAAGCUGUGGGAAAAACAACUGCAGUCAGUCAAGACUGAUCCAACAAAAAAAAAAGAGUCUUGGGGCUCACAUAUACUCAUCUCACCAGGAAAAGGUGGAAGGAAGCAUGUAGACCAUUACCUCUGAGGUCAUAAACUCUGAGCAAGUUACUAAUCUCCUCCACCUCUUCCUCACCCACCCUCAUCUGCUGCUCCAUUCUGCUGCUGCUCCUGUACCUCUCCUGCCAGCAGGCUGCAGUCACCCCUUCCAGCUUCAUCCUCCCCCUGCCCCAGACCCUCUCACUCCGACAGCAAGUUUAACCCAUGCCCCUCUAACCUCCUCACCCCCCCAAUCUUCCCUCAUAUCCUCUGCAGGCUCCUGUUUCCAUUUUACUUUCUCAUUGCUUGUCUACUUGCCAGAAGAGCAGGUCCUCAGCCCCUCCUGACCCUUCCUGUCCUGCCUGUGGAGCCUCAGGAGCUUUUGGAAGCGUGAAGCUUGGGACAAAGGGCAGUGUCGGGGCUGUGCCUGCAGCGGGACGUGGCUUUCCUGGCAGGCAUAAGCGUGUGUUUUGCACAUGGUGAUAUCUUUUAAGGCAGGGAGUUUUUUUUCUGUGACACAGAGGCUCUGCACCAGCAACAGCAUCACCAAUGAAACUGCUUCCAUUCCUAGUUCUGGUUUCCAGUCUGCUGGACUAUGGCUGCGCUUCUGCGAGCUGCAACAUGACGUGCCACAAGGACGCCCGGUGUGAAGUUCAGGGUGGGACCACGGGCUGCUACUGCUCGCAGGGAUACACAGGGAACGGGAUAACCUUCUGUUACGAUGAUAAUGAGUGUGAAAAUGCUACUCAGCCUUGUGGAGAGCAUGCCAAUUGCACAAACACGGUGGGAAGUUAUUUCUGCAUGUGCAUGCCUGGUUUCAGAUCCAGCAAUGGUCAACAAACUUUUGUACCUAACGAUGGAACCUCCUGCGUGGAUGUAGAUGAGUGCAGCAAUGAAGGAACUGUUGCCUGUGGAGAUCAUGCAAAAUGUGAAAACGUGGAUGGAGGGUUUAGCUGCUCCUGUAAGGAAGGUUAUCAACCAUCCACAGGAAAAUUGCAGUUUAAGCCAAAUGAUGGCACUUCCUGCCAAGAAAAUCCAAAGGCCAAGUGUGAGUUUUUCAAAGACUGUGUAACUGAACAGAUUAAUAGAACUUUAACCAGACUCAGUCAUUUAAAGACACCUCUGGAGAUGCUGCAGGAAAUUAAUAAAAACACUUUGGGAGCGCUUUCACCCGUGGAUGUGGUUUCCUACGUGGAAGCACUGUCGUACCCCUCGUGGGAUGCUGCGCCUGACUCCGGCAGCCAAGCCCUUCCCAACACCACCAUUAACGUUUUGGUCAACACCGUGAAUAAUUUCUUACAAAAAGACAAACUGACGGUCUGGGAAGCUCUUCCCGCCGAUGAGCAGAGGCGGAGCCUGACCAAGCUGCUGCACACCGCUGAGCAGGCGACGCUUCUCGUGUCACAGAACUUCAAAAAGGCAACACAGCUAGAUGCUAAUGCAAGUGACGUAGCACUCAAGGUUUUUGCUUUUGAUUCACACCACAUGAAACACAUUCACCCUCAUGUACACACAGAGGGAGAUUACAUAAAGAUCUCACCAAAGAAGAGAAAGGAAUCUCAUCCUAAUGGCACGGUUGCAGUUGUCUUUCUGCGGUACAGCAACGUUGGUUCCUUGCUCUCACUGCCUCAAAACCACUCCUCAAAGGAUCCUUCAGAGCAGAGACAGACAGUAGGUUCAUCAGUUAUAGCUGUCGCAAUCAGCUCGAACCCACCCACACUCUAUGAGCUCGAGAAAAUAACAUUUACCCUAAAGUAUGCCAAGACUGCAGAUAAAGACAUUAAAUGUGCAUUUUGGAACUACUCGGCAGACACAAUGAAUGGCAACUGGGCUACAGAAGGCUGUGAGCUGACACAUUCCAACUCCACUCAUAUCUCAUGCAAAUGCAAUCAUCUGACUCAUUUUGCUGUUUUGAUGUCCUCAGGUGGCUCUGUUGGUGUUACAAAUUAUAACAUUCUUACAAGAAUCACUCAGCUAGGAAUAAUUAUUUCGUUGAUUUGCCUCUCCAUGUGCAUUUUUACGUUCUGGUUCUUCAGUGAAAUUCAAAGCACUAGAACGACAAUCCACAAAAACCUCUGCUGCAGCCUUUUCCUGGCGGAACUUAUUUUUCUGAUCGGAAUUAAUAUGAACAAUAACAAGCUCUUCUGUUCAAUUACUGCUGGAUUACUCCAUUAUUUCCUCCUGGCUGCUUUUGCCUGGAUGUGCAUCGAAGGCAUUCACCUCUACCUGAUCGUUGUGGGGGUCAUCUACAACAAGGGCUUCUUGCACAAGAACUUCUACGUCUUUGGCUACGUCAGCCCAGCCGUGGUGGUUGGAAUUUCUGCUGCCCUGGGAUACAAGUACUACGGCACCACAGAAGUAUGUUGGCUCAGCACUAAGAAUAACUUUAUAUGGAGUUUUAUAGGACCGGCGUGUCUAAUAAUUCUUGUUAAUUUGUUGGCUUUUGGAGUGAUUAUUUAUAAAGUAUUUCGACACACUGCGAUGUUAAAGCCAGAAGUUAGUUGUUACGAAAACAUAAGGUCCUGUGCCCGAGGUGCCCUCGCUCUGCUCUUCCUCCUCGGGGCUACCUGGAUCUUUGGGGUGCUCCACGUCGUCCAGGGAUCCGUGGUCACCGCCUACCUAUUCACAAUCUUCAAUGCCUUCCAGGGGAUGUUCAUCUUCAUUUUUCUCUGUGUACUGUCAAGGAAGAUUCAGGAAGAGUAUUAUAGGUUGUUCAAAAACGUUCCUUGCUGUUUUGGCUGCUUGAGAUAAAUGGAAGGAGAACACCCAUAAACAUCUCAGUGGAAGAAGGGAGCGACCCACAAGCUGUUGUUAUGGAUAUCCCAGCAAAAAAAACAUGGUAUUGUGAAGGCAUGGAAUGACCCAGUGAGCAGGCAUAUCUCUUCACUGAAUUACUGACUGGUUUUGUACAUAUGUGUGCAUUCGAGCAGAACAUUUGUUUUAUUCUGUAUACAAACAGUAUACAAAAAGAAAAAAAAAAAUUGGAUUAUUGCAAAACAGGUGUUAAUAAAGACCGGGGAAAGAAGCAAAUUUCUAGA
This is a messenger RNA of Empidonax traillii (willow flycatcher), 3116 nucleotides long. RefSeq names its product adhesion G protein-coupled receptor L4 (gene ADGRL4). Gene Ontology annotation, cellular component: membrane. Bases 628 to 2829 code for a protein of 733 amino acids. The transcript is spliced from 16 exons. Lineage: Eukaryota; Metazoa; Chordata; Aves; Passeriformes; Tyrannidae. Gene Ontology annotation, molecular function: G protein-coupled receptor activity; calcium ion binding. Gene Ontology annotation, biological process: cell surface receptor signaling pathway; adenylate cyclase-activating G protein-coupled receptor signaling pathway. The record is from RefSeq and is a predicted model, not a curated record.